This is a messenger RNA of Trifolium pratense (red clover), 4023 nucleotides long. RefSeq names its product protein SMAX1-LIKE 3. Lineage: Eukaryota; Viridiplantae; Streptophyta; Magnoliopsida; Fabales; Fabaceae. Bases 746 to 3220 code for a protein of 824 amino acids. The transcript has 3 exons. The record is from RefSeq and is a predicted model, not a curated record.
AAUUCUAAAUGCAAAAUAGAAGAAUUCUUUCAUACCCAUGAUUAGUUGGUACUUAACUUUUUCCUCUCUUGAAAAAGAAGAAACAACUAAGUAAAACAUUAAGCAUAUAUAGAAGAGAAAGUGCCCCCACUUACAAAUACCAAAAACUUUUAUACAAAAAAAAUUUGUUGAAUGAAAGAGAGAGAAACAAGACAAAGCUAAGUUGCCUUUGAUAUACUUACUGGUGAAAUAGUCCUACUUGUCAGCACAUGCAAUCCACUUUCUAUAACAAAAUCCACUUCGGACCCCAAAUUUAUUACCUCACCCACAAGUAAAGCACAAUACACACACACCUCCCUUAAAUUUCACACACUUAGCUUCCUCUAUAACUCCUCUCCUCUUUCUCUCCUAUACUCCUUUUAGACCAAACCACCAUCUUUUUCAUCUUUCAUAUUCUAAUCUCAAUGUUCUAAACAAACAAAGUUUCAUUCAAAAACAAUUAGUGAUAUCAAAACAAAACCUAGCUUCCUACCAAACUAUCUUAUUAUAUACCAAAAACUCCUUUUGGUUCUUCAUCACCCUAAGUUUCGUCCUUCUAUCCUACUUCUUAGUCUUUCUCCAUAUAUUAUCAUUCUCUCAAUCCAAAAAUGAACACCAUCUUACAUGAUCCAAGAUAUAUACCAACUAGAUGAUUAUCCCUUCAAAUUUCACUAUUAAUUUCUAGCUUCUCUUCUCUUUUACUUUACUUACCUUAUAGAAGAUAAAGAUGAGAACAGGAAACUGUUCUUUGCAACAAGGCCUAACUACAGAGGCUGCAAACAUAGUAAAGCAAGCAAUAACCCUAGCAAAGCGUCGCGGCCAUGCUCAAGUAACACCACUUCAUGUAGCAAACACUAUGCUUAGUGUUACAAAUGGUUUAUUAAGAACAGCUUGUCUUCAAUCUCACUCUCACCCUCUUCAAUGUAAAGCUUUAGAGCUUUGCUUCAAUGUCGCACUCAAUCGUUUGCCUGCGACAACUUCUAACCCUAUGUUAGGUUCUCAUCAUUCUCAAUCACAGUCUCAGUAUCCUUCUAUCUCAAAUGCUUUGGUUGCCGCUUUUAAGCGCGCUCAAGCUCAUCAGCGCCGUGGAUCGAUUGAGAAUCAACAACAACCGCUUUUGACUGUGAAGAUCGAGCUUGAACAACUCAUUAUUUCAAUUUUGGAUGAUCCUAGUGUUAGUAGGGUUAUGAGAGAAGCUGGGUUUAAUAGUACUCAAGUUAAAACCAAUGUUGAACAAGCUGUUUCUUUGGAAAACACUUCUUCUCAUGUGAGUGGAAAAUCAAAGGAAAACAAUAAUCAAGACAAAGUUUCCAACAAAGCAUUGGUAUUGGAUCCAAUUAGGGUUGAGGAUAUCAAUUGUGUUGUUGAUAACUUGAAGAUGAAUCAAAGAAAAAGUAUUGUUGUUGUUGGAGAGUGUGUAACUAAUCUUGAAGGUGUAGUUAAAGGAGUGAUGGAAAAAUUUGAUAAAGGAGAUGUUGAUGAAUCACUUAAAGAUGUCAAGUUUAUUUCUCUUUCUCUUUGUGAUUUUGGUAAUGUUUCAAGGCUAGAGGUUGAAGAAAAAGUUGAAGAGCUUAAGGGACUUGCAAAAAAGAGUUUUCAUGGAAAAGGAUAUGUUUUGUAUCUUGGUGAUCUUAAAUGGUUGUUUGAUUAUAAGAAACAACAAGGGAUUAGUGGUUAUUAUUGUUCUAUUGAUCACUUGGUAAUGGAGAUAGGAAAAUUAGUUAAUGGUGUUGGAGAAUGUGGAAAGUUUUGGUUGAUGUGUGUUGCAACUUUUCAAGCUUACAUGAGAUGUAAAAAUGGACAACCAUCACUUGAGACUAUUUGGAAUCUUCAUCCUAUCACUAUUCCAACUGGAAGCUUGAGAUUGAGUCUCAUUACUCACAGUGGUUUAGAAAAUGAGUCAACAAACGAGAAUGCUGAGAAUAGAACAAGCUGGCUAUUACAUGAAGGAGUGGGAGAUGAUCAAAUAAUUCAAAAGCAACAACAACAAGUUGCUUAUUUUGCAGAAACUUCAACAAAAAUUGACAAAGAAGUUCGAAGCCUGCAGAGAAUGAAUUCUUGUAAAAGUGAUUCAUCAAGUUCAAGUCUUCCUGCAUGGCUGCAACAAUACAAAAAUGAGAAUAAAAGAAUCACCUACAAUGAUCAGAAUGUUCAAGUGGGAGAGCUUUGCAAAAGGUGGAGCUCUAUGUGUGGUUCAAUCCAAAAACAACCCUAUCAUUGUGAUGAUAAAAUCCUCACAUUAUCUUCAGCAUCACCUUCUUCAUCCACUUCAGGUUUUUCCUAUGAGCAACAACAACAUCCUAAUGUUUCACAAAGCGAUCGCGACCACCAUUUUUGGAUCUCUCAAAGUGGAAGCAAAUCGAACGAACCAUCUAACCCUAAUUCAAAUUCUUCUAGCGACCUUAUGCAAAUGGAGCAACUAAACAACUUCAAAGAACUCAAUUUAGAGAACAUGAAAACUCUAUGCAAUGCUUUGGAGAAAAAAGUUCCAUGGCAAAAAGAUAUAAUACCGGAAAUUGCAAGCACGGUUUUGCAAUGCCGGUCAGGUUUGGUAAAAAGAAAAGGAAAAGUGAGAAACAAUGAUGAUGAUGUUAAAGAAGAAACAUGGUUGUUUUUCCAAGGUGUUGAUUUGAAAGCUAAAGAAAAAAUAGCAAAAGAACUUGCUAGGGUUGUUUUUGGAUCCUACAAUAAUUUCAUUUCAAUAUCACUUAGUAGCUUUGCUUCAACAAGAGAUGAUUCAAGUGAGGAAAGUAGAAACAAAAGAUCAAGAGAUGAAGCAAGUUGUAGUUACAUUGAAAGAUUUGGUGAUGCAAUGUCAAAUAAUCCUCAUAGAGUGUUUUUAGUUGAAGAUAUAGAACAAGUAGAUUAUUUUUCACAACUUGGUUUCAAAAGGGCUAUUGAAAAAGGAAGAGUUUUGGAUUCAAUUGGUGAAGAGGUUGGGUUUUGUGAUGCUAUUAUUAUUCUAAGUUGUGAAACUUUUAGUUCAAGAUCAAGAGUUUGUUCUCCUAAAGAAAGAUCCACUCAAGAAGACAAAGAUGAUGAUGAUGUUAAUGUUGCUAAUUUGGAAGAGACAAAUUCUUAUGUUUCCUUGGAUUUGAAUGUUUCUAUUGAUGAUGAUUACAAUGAGGAUGAUCAGUUGGUGGAUGAAAUCGGGCUACUUGAAUCUGUAGACAGAAAGAUUCUCUUCAAAAUUCAAGAAUAAUUAUCAUGAAAUUUUCAUGAACUAUCAAUCUUCUUUUUGUCUCCUUUUCUAGCUAGGCAUCUCUUAAUUCUCUUUGUUAAUCCUAAUGUUUUUUUUUUAUAAGUAGCCUAGUACUAGUCACUAGAAUUUAAAACGUGAAGAAGUGAAGAAUUAUGAACUCCCGUAUCUUUCUAUUCUUAGACAUUAUUUUCUUUUCCUUUAAUUUUAUUAUGUAACUACAUGUAUAUUUUGGAAGGUAUAUCAAUAUCUUUGUCACAAGAAUUUAGAACUUUUUAAGAAAUCGUUUUUUUGUUAGCCUUUAGAGCUUUAUAUCAACUAUAUAACUACGUGUAUAUUAAUUAUGUAACUACAUGAAUAUUUUUAGCUUUAGUUUUAUUAUGUAAUUGAUGUAUUUAGUUUAUAUUAAAGAUAAAAUACAUCAGUUAUUUAAUAAAUUAAAAAAAAAAAUUGUUUAUAUACUUAAGGUGGAGGGGGUAGUUUUAAUUACUUUUAUACUCUUCAUAUUUACUAACAAUGUAUUUGGUUGUGAAUUUGAUAAAACUUUCUAAUAUUAUAUUUUCUUUUUAUAAGCAAUGUUAAUUGUUAGUAUUACAAUGUUAUGUUAGUUUUUUUCCUCCUUUGCCAGGAUUUUUCCUCCUUUCCUCCUGUUCCUUAACCCUUAGCUCAACUAGCUUAACCAGUUGAGCUACCCAUCCAACCCACUUUUUAAUACUAUAUGAUGUUUAGAGCAAAAUUAGUAGUAACCAAUAACUAAAGUUACCCAUAACAUUAAUGACACAAAAAUAAAAGAUAAAAGAGAAAAA